This is a messenger RNA of Hydractinia symbiolongicarpus, 1770 nucleotides long. RefSeq lists its product as uncharacterized. The record is from RefSeq and is a predicted model, not a curated record. Gene Ontology annotation, molecular function: RNA polymerase II transcription regulatory region sequence-specific DNA binding; DNA-binding transcription factor activity, RNA polymerase II-specific; protein dimerization activity. The coding region runs from base 566 to 1282 and encodes 238 amino acids. The transcript has 3 exons. Gene Ontology annotation, biological process: regulation of transcription by RNA polymerase II; developmental process. NCBI's taxonomy places the organism in Eukaryota, Metazoa, Cnidaria, Hydrozoa, Anthoathecata, Hydractiniidae.
UUAAACCUUUUUUAAGUCCCAGACGACUAAAUUACGCCAAGUGAUAUGAAGAGAAUUGAUAAGAAUAUGAUACAUAAAUAAAGUGAAUCAACAACAACAAUAAAAUAAAAUAACAAAAAUAGCAAAUAAAGAAAUAAAAAUAAAACAAAAAAUAAAAAGCUAUAAAUUGAAUAAAAUAAAAUUCAAAGAUUAUUGUAUUAUUUAAUAGCACCCCCGGAAAGACUCCAUUGUUUAAUAAGUCGUCACAUCUCACCGACCUCCAUUUUACAUUAUUUUCAAAAUGACACACUCGGCGUAAAAUUAAAACUUGAGGUGAUUUAAAAAUACAGAAGUAAAAAUAUAACACCUGAACAUAUCGAUAAAUAUUAUCUUCAUCAAUACACAGGCAUCAAACAUUGAAUGACCUCAUUUGAUCCCAAGAGAAGAUAAAUCGGACGUUGUGAUUGGUUCAUAAUAACAUGCUAAUUGGACCAAAUAAUAUAUAAGUGGUUAAAGAAGAAGCAAGAAUCAGUUAAUCCUAUCAGAAGAAAAAAGUUGUACAUCUAUAUCCAGUUUUAUAAACAAAAUGAUGGCGUUUAAUCUAACCCGCGACCAUUAUGUGCCUGAACAUCAAUAUCUGCCCAAUAUAAAAUUAGAGGACGACGAUGUUUAUUAUCAACUGAACGAGUCCAAAUACAACCCAUUUGUUGAAUUAUCAAGACUAAAUAACGAAUUCAAAAUGCCACCGAUAUCUUCUUUUUGCGCUUCACCCUCCUUACCUGGUACAAUAAAUACAAAUAACGGACUUAGAAGUGAUUAUUUAGGCUCCUCCGAUGGAGAGUGCUCUCCGAAAAGUGUCAAUGAGAACGAAAUUGUAGAUAAUGUAAUGAACUCCGUUUCUUGUAUCAGAGGAGUAAGGACUAUAACUCGAAAUCCUGGAAGACUUACAAGACAACGCGGAGGAGGUGCAGGAAAAACACGGGGAAGAGGGAGACGAAACGAACAAGUUUUACCGAAAGAAAAAGAUCGAGCACGCUUGUUUAAUGAAGCAUUCGAUGGUCUUCGUAAACGUAUUCCAUCAAUCCCUGCGAGCAAAAAACUUUCCAAGAUUGAAAUAUUAAGACUUGCCAUAUGUUAUAUGUCAUAUUUAAAGUUUUUAAUAGAAAAAGAUUUACCACAAAGAACUAAUCCUCAAAAUACCACGGCAACCGACCCUUCGUUGACACGCUCACGGCUACCAGAAAACCAUAUUAACAGUGUUCAGACCUCCGUAGUUCAUGAAGAAAAUAUGAGACUUUGUUGACAUAUAGCAGUGUCGCGUUUUAUAUGAUGACGUUAUGAAGUCAUGGCCGUUUAUUUGAUGUAGAUAUAUUUUUUUAUCGAAAAUUUUAAAUAAACAUUUUUUUUAGAUGUCAGAAAAAUAUUUAAGGUUUGUUAUGAGAAGAAAAGAAAGUUAUUGACCAUUAUAAGAAUUAAGAAUCUUGAUUAGGUUGUAUUUCAAUAUUAUUAAAGACAAAUCAAGUCUAAAGAUUUUUAUUUUCUGUGAAACACUUUUCAAUUUGUUGCAACUUUUUCCAGUUCUCUGGACUUACAUAUUUCUCAUGAUGGCAGACUUCAACUGUGUGAAUGGUUGUCUAGACAACCAUUUUUGCGUUAAUUAAUUUUAAAAUAGUUUUUUACAGACAUAUUUUUUUCUAUUAUAUUUUAUAAACCUGUUGUUACGAUAUUCAGAUUUUGUAUUUAUUUCCUCAAAUUUUAUAAGAGUUUUACACAAACAAUCCAAUGGUAAUA